AUGCUUGCCGUCGUCGCUGCCGCGCCUCUAGCCGGAUCCUCCGCGUCGCAUGCUCGCGUUUGGUCUCUCUCUCCAUCAGUCUCUUGCUUGGUGUCGAGUUCGCCGUCGACGAGGAAGCUUUGCCACCGUUUCUCCAGUGCUUCGCAUACGGGGAUACUAACUAAGAGCAAAUUAGUUGCUAUUGAUGCUGGAAACAGGGGCUACCCUCUGAAUAAGAUCUGCUACAUAUACUAUCAUCUACUCCUAGACAUCCAAACCUCAUUGAGCACACCAGUGAGAAAGCCAAGGAAGCUAAAGAUAUACAAAAUGGAUCCUAAACAGAAGAUGAAAGUUAUUGCCUGCUUGAUUUUACAUUUCGAAUUAAUGAAUGACCUUAUGGUUAAGUUGUUGAUAAUUUGCUAUGUUUUGAUUAUAUUGCAAUUGAAGAAAAAGAAAAGAAAAUGGAAUGAUAGUUAUAGUAGGCAAGGAUGGAAGGUUAGAACCAAGUAG
Messenger RNA from Arachis stenosperma, 489 nucleotides. RefSeq lists its product as uncharacterized. The transcript has 5 exons. NCBI's taxonomy places the organism in Eukaryota, Viridiplantae, Streptophyta, Magnoliopsida, Fabales, Fabaceae. The record is from RefSeq and is a predicted model, not a curated record. The coding region runs from base 1 to 489 and encodes 162 amino acids.